GCCAGGAGAGGGCGGGGCGGAGCUGUUCAGAGGCCGGAGCGGGGGCGGAGCCGGGCGGGGCGUGACGGGCGGGGGAUCGCGAGCGGCUGGGGUCCUUUCGCGGAGCUACCCGAGGCCCAGGCGAGCGGGUCUGUGCAGCACGGUGGGCGGGCACCGGAGAGGCUAAACAUUUUGAGAUGAGGAAAGUGGAUCUCUGCUUGGGCACUGAAGGGACAGAAGUGAUUUUGGCCACAUCGAGUGAUGAGAAGCAUCCACCUGAGAACAUCAUUGAUGGGAAUCCAGAAACCUUUUGGACCACCACAGGCAUGUUUCCCCAGGAGUUCAUUAUUUGUUUUCACAAACACGUAAAGAUUGAAAAGCUUGUGAUACAAAGUUACUUGGUACGGACUUUGAGGAUUGAAAAGACCACAGCUAAAGAGCCAUUGGAUUUCGAGCAGUGGGUUGAAAAAGAUUUAGUACACACAGAGGGGCAGCUUCAAAAUGAAGAAAUUGUGGCACGAGAUGGUUUCGCCACUUUCUUGAGAUUCAUUAUUGUCUCAGCAUUUGAUCAUUUUGUAUCUGUGCACAGCAUUUCUGCAGAGGGACUAACAGUCUCAAGUCUUCCUUAGUAAUUACAGCAAAACGCUCUGAACUACUUUUAAAAUAUAUUUAUUAAAAUACAAAGCUAUCUUUGAUGUGUUUACUAUUAAAUAGAUUUGUAUCUCUGUUUCCAUUUUUUUAAUAAAGGAAGAAUGAGUUAUUCCU
This is a messenger RNA of Mastomys coucha (southern multimammate mouse), 744 nucleotides long. RefSeq names its product heat shock protein family B (small) member 11 (gene Ift25). Gene Ontology annotation, cellular component: cilium; intraciliary transport particle B; centrosome. The transcript has 6 exons. The coding region runs from base 177 to 608 and encodes 143 amino acids. Gene Ontology annotation, biological process: intraciliary transport. Lineage: Eukaryota; Metazoa; Chordata; Mammalia; Rodentia; Muridae. The record is from RefSeq and is a predicted model, not a curated record.